Molecule: messenger RNA, 7447 nt
Organism: Dunckerocampus dactyliophorus (ringed pipefish)
Lineage: Eukaryota; Metazoa; Chordata; Actinopteri; Syngnathiformes; Syngnathidae
Gene: abcc1
Product: ATP-binding cassette, sub-family C (CFTR/MRP), member 1
Exons: 31
Coding region: 598-5142 (1514 amino acids)
Biological process (GO): glutathione transmembrane transport; xenobiotic transport
Cellular component (GO): basolateral plasma membrane
Molecular function (GO): ATP hydrolysis activity; ATP binding; glutathione transmembrane transporter activity
Source: RefSeq, a predicted model, not a curated record
CGACCUCGGGCUGAGUGAAUCAGUUGUUUGUUUUGUCGAGUUUGUGGUGCAGCUCAGGUCGGGAGGGGAGUUGAUUUGAGGCAAGGACCAAAUUUGUUGCUUUUUUUCCACAGGGCUAAUACUUUUGUACAAAAUACAGUUAGACUUACAGUUGCACAAUUAAUGACAUGCUACCUUGUUUCCCUUUUAAUUUAGCUAGCUGUAGCAGGGGUGAAGAAAUAACCGACUUAACAGAGACCAGUACCAGUGAUUCCCGUUUUGAACGACUCGUUGGUGACUUGCACAUCUCUCCUGCCGACAGUCACUGUAGCAUUCGCGCUUAAGUAACUUCAGUGCAUUUCAUGGUCACAGAAAAAAAAUAAUCAAAUAACUCAUUUUAGGGUCAUAUUUUCACCGUUUGUCAUCGUGUAUAAGAAGCGACGUUCUUCGACUGUACAGCAGGUGGCAGUAUGUACUCAUUACAUGUGCGAAUGAGCCGCUCCAAAUAAUCCAAAGAAGUUGCAACCUUCCGCUUGGCAUGUGACGAGAGACAGGUUACAAAAUCUAAACUCCAAACAACUCACAGUCACGACUUGAACUUCAGCUACGUCCCGGCCAAUGGGGCUUGACAGGUUCUGCAGCCCGGACGGAUCCGACCAUUUCUGGGAUUGGAACCGCACAUGGAAUACUUCAAACCCGGACUUUACGCAGUGUUUCCAGAACACUGUCCUGGUGUGGCUGCCAUGCCUGUACCUCUGGCUGUGUGCUCCCAUCUACCUCAUCUACCUCCGUAGCCAUAACCACGGCUACAUAUGCAUGAGUCACCUUAACAAAGCCAAAACUGCUGUUGGCUUUCUACUAUGGAUUAUCUGCUGGGCAGAUGUUUUCUAUUCUUUCUGGGAAAGAAAUUCUGACAGUAGGGAUCGUGCGGCUGUCCACCUUGUUAGUCCUACCAUAUUGGGCUUGACCAUGUUGCUGGCCACCUUGCUGAUUCAGUAUGAACGAAUGAAAGGGGUUCAGUCGUCUGGAGUGUUGCUGGUUUUUUGGCUACUGGCCCUGAUUUGUGCCACAAUCACCUUCCGGUCCAAGGUCCUCCAAGCCCUAGACCAGCCAUCAGCUAUUUGUGUGUGGCGGUACACCACUUUCUUUGUGUACUACACCCUGCUGCUGAUUGCACUGGUCUUGUGUUGCCUGUCAGACCAGCCUCCCCUCUUCUCCCAAGUUGUGAAAGACUCGAAUCCUUGCCCUGAGCCGGGAGCGUCUUUCCUUUCCAAAAUAACAUUCUGGUGGAUCACCAGGAUGAUGAUGAGAGGCUACAAACAUCCUCUAGAGGAGAAGGACUUGUGGUCUCUGAACCCUGAAGACUGUUCUCAGAAAGUGGUACCAGGCCUAGUCCAUUGCUGGAACGCAGAGUGUCUAAAGGGCAAAAGGAUAGAGCAGAAGACAAUGUACUCUCCCAGACGGGCUCGUCACCCUGACAACAAGGAGAGUCAAGGUGCGGAGGAGUCUGAAAUCUUACUCAUAAAAACCCCACAAAGAAAAGAGCCUUCCCUGCUGUGGGCACUUUGCUUGACCUUUGGGCCAUACUUCCUCAUCUCCUGCUUCUAUAAGUUCAUCCAAGACAUUCUCAUGUUCGUCGGACCAGAGAUCCUCCGGCUGCUGAUCCGGUUUGUCAACAAUUCCAGCGCCCCCUCCUGGCAUGGCUACUUCUACACAGCUCUGCUCUUCUUAUGUACCUGUGUGCAGUCACUCAUCCUCCAGAGGUAUUUUCACGUCUGCUUCGUUUCGGGCAUGCGUCUCCGCACGGCCAUCGUUGGAGCCGUCUACAGGAAGGCCUUGGUUAUCAGCAGUGCCGCCCGUCGCACAUCCACAGUGGGAGAGAUCGUCAACUUGAUGUCAGUGGACGCUCAGCGCUUUAUGGACCUGAUUGCUUAUAUUAACAUGAUAUGGUCCGCCCCUCUGCAGGUGGUGUUGGCGCUGUACUUUCUCUGGCAGAACCUGGGCCCAUCUGUUCUAGCUGGUGUGGCUGUGAUGAUUCUGAUGGUUCCUGUUAAUGCUUUCAUUGCCAUGAAAACCAAAGCCUACCAGGUAGCGCAGAUGAAAAGUAAAGACAAUCGCAUUAAGCUGAUGAAUGAGAUGCUGAAUGGCAUCAAGGUGUUGAAGCUGUAUGCCUGGGAGCUUGCCUUCAAGGGCAAGGUGUCAGAAAUCCGAGAAAGUGAGCUGCAGGUUUUGAAAAAGGCUGCCUACCUUGGCGCAGUGUCCACCUUCACCUGGGUCUGUGCACCCUUUUUGGUUGCAUUGUCCACAUUUGCGGUGUAUGUGCUGGUCGAUGAACAUAAUGUGCUCGAUGCCCAGAAGGCCUUUGUCUCACUGGCACUCUUCAAUAUCUUGCGUUUUCCUCUCAACAUGUUGCCUAUGGUUAUCAGCAGCAUGGUGCAGGCGAGCGUCUCCUUGAAGCGAUUGAGAGUCUUUCUAUCGCAUGAGGAGCUACAGGAGGACAGUGUGGAGCGCAAAGCAGUAGCGGGCUCCUUAAGCAGUAUAUCCAUAGUGGACGGAACUUUCAGCUGGUCUAAAACUGAAUCACCAGCACUGAAGAGGCUGAACGUGUGUAUCCCAGAUGGUUCCCUCGUAGCCAUUGUGGGACACGUUGGGUCUGGAAAGUCCUCUCUGCUGUCUGCCCUGCUUGGAGAGAUGGAAAAAAUUGAAGGAAGCGUGGCCGUCAAGGGUUCAGUGGCCUAUGUGCCCCAGCAGGCCUGGAUACAGAAUUCCACACUGAAAGAGAACAUCAUAUUUGGGCAGGAGACAAUUGAAACCUGGUAUCAACGUGUGGUGACAGCCUGCGCCCUUCAACCUGACCUUGACAUCCUGCCUGCUGGAGAUGCAACAGAGAUUGGCGAAAAGGGUGUCAAUCUGUCCGGCGGUCAGAAGCAGAGGGUGAGCCUCGCCAGGGCUGUUUACUGUGACCGCACCGUCUACCUGCUGGAUGACCCGCUGUCUGCUGUUGAUGCUCAUGUGGGAAAGCACAUCUUUGACCAAGUCGUUGGCCCACAGGGCUUGCUGAAGGACAAGACUCGUGUACUGGUGACACAUGGACUGAGCUACCUGCCACAAGUUGACCUGAUCCUGGUCAUGGUGGAUGGAGAAAUCACAGAGGUUGGCUCAUACCAACAGCUCAUGGCCACUGACGGUGCCUUUUCUGAGUUUCUGCGUACGUACGCUGGGGUUGAGCAUGAAGACAACAAUGAUUCAGAAACUGCGCCAAAAAGCGGAUCCAAAGGAAUGGAGAAUGGCAGCAUCACUGGUCUUGCUGGUCCUGUUCAAAGCAGCAGUACAUCCAAACUGUCCCAGCCAGGCAAGGAGAAAGACGAUCUGGACAAAAAGGAAAAGAAGGCGGAUGUGGGCAAGCUGACAGAGGCUGACAAGGCCAGCACUGGACGAGUCAAGCUUUCUGUGUUCUGGGCCUAUUUUAAAGCCAUUGGCGUACUGCUGUCCUGCAUCAGCCUGCUGCUGUUUUUUGCCCAUCACCUGCUUUCACUGUUCUCAAAUUACUGGCUCAGUCUUUGGACUGACGACCCCGUAGUUAAUGGCACGCAGCCUGAUAGACAACUAAGACUGGGGGUGUACGGAGCUCUCGGCUUAUCCCAAGGGGUGGCGGUGUUUGGAUACUCCCUGUCCAUGUCCAUUGGGGGCAUCCUGGCGUCGCGCUGUCUUCAUCAGUCCAUGCUAUAUGAUGUCCUCCGCUCACCCAUGUCCUUCUUUGAGCGAACCCCCAGCGGUAACCUUGUCAACCGCUUUGCCAAGGAGAUGGACACCAUUGACUCUGUGAUUCCCAGUAUUCUAAAGAUGUUCAUGGGCUCCAUGUUUAACGUGGUGGGCUCUUGUGUUGUCAUCCUGAUUGCGACACCUUUUGUGGCGAUCAUCAUUCCCUUCCUUGGACUGCUCUACUUUUUAGUUCAGAGGUUUUACGUGGCAUCCUCACGCCAGCUGAAGCGCCUGGAGUCCGUCAGCCGUUCGCCCAUCUACACCCACUUUAAUGAAACGCUACUGGGCACAUCUGUCAUCAGAGCUUUUGGUGAACAAGAUCGCUUUAUCCGAGAGAGCGACCGGAGGGUUGACCACAACCAGAAGGCUUACUACCCCAGCAUUGUGGCAAACAGGUGGCUGGCAAUUCGUCUGGAGUUUGUUGGCAGCUGCAUUGUGUCAUCUGCAGCCUUGUUUGCCGUCAUAGCCAGAAAAAACCUCAGCCCAGGUAUUAUGGGCCUGUCAAUCUCCUACGCCCUUCAGUUGACAGCCUCUCUUACCUGGCUGGUCAGGAUGUCCUCUGAUGUGGAGACAAACAUCGUGGCCGUGGAAAGAGUGAAAGAGUACAGUGACACAGAGAAAGAGGCUGAGUGGAAGCAUGAGCCAUCCAGCCUCCCUUCCGGGUGGCCCACUGAAGGAUGCAUCGACUUCAAAUGCUUCGGUCUGCGAUAUCGCCACGAUCUGGACCUGGCCAUCCGCAACAUCACUGUCAGCAUCAAGGGUGGAGAAAAGGUGGGGAUUGUGGGUCGCACUGGAGCAGGCAAGUCGUCCCUAACGCUGGGCCUGUUCAGAAUCAUUGAGGCAGCUGAGGGACAAAUUUUCAUUGAUGGGGUGAACAUUGCUGAACUGGGCCUCCAUGAGCUUCGCUCCAGGAUCACCAUUAUACCACAGGACCCAGUGCUGUUUUCAGGCUCUCUGAGGAUGAACCUAGAUCCGUUUGACAGCUACUCCGAUGACGACAUAUGGAGGGCUCUGGAGUUCUCCCAUCUGAAGAGCUUCGUGUCCGGCUUGCCAGACAAACUCAGCCAUGAAUGUAGUGAAGGAGGAGAGAAUCUCAGCGUGGGUCAGCGACAACUGCUUUGCCUAGCCAGAGCAUUACUCAGAAAGACCAAGAUUCUUGUUCUAGACGAGGCCACGGCUGCUGUCGACAUGGAAACUGACAACCUGAUACAAACAACCAUCCGCUCUCAGUUUGAGGAAUGCACUGUCCUGACCAUAGCUCAUCGCCUGAACACCAUCAUGGAUUACACAAGGGUGCUGGUUUUGGAGAAAGGCGAAAUGGUCGAAUUUGAUUCCCCUUCCAGUCUCAUCGCUCGAAGGGGAGCCUUCUACAACAUGGCCAAGGAUUCUGGGCUGGCCUGAAACUUGGUGGCGCCAUUCCUCUAAAUUGACUCUGCGAAAGAGUCACCAGAGCGACUUAAGUUGUUAUCUUCAGUUUGACAAAGACGGAGCGCCUCCUUACCUGCUUUUUCAAGGCAACCCAACUCCUGCUUGUCAUUCUGUCAAAGGUGGGAAGGAUUUUUCUGUAGCUUUUAUUUUGCACCCUGUGUACGCGUUUCUGAAAAAUGGGUGUCCCACUGUCAAAAUGCCAUAUUGAGGAUUUGCCCAGUUCCGAACUAUAUACAGUAAAAAAUAGUUUACACUGCAAAGGUACAAAUGGAGUGAUGCAAACUCCCUCAUCAAACAUUUGGCUGAUGGGGACAGAUUUCAAAAAGAUAAGAGUCCAAACCCGAACAACACAUCAAGCCCCAGUCCACCAUGUUCAUCUUAUUGCUAAGAAAUGCCCGCUUAAGUUGACAUAAACAUACAUGUGUGACAGCUUUUGUUGACAUAAAAUUUGAUAGCCAGCGGGGUCAAUUUUAUGAAAAAUGGGUUGGUUUAUGUCAACAUGUGUUGUAGUCUUGUUAACGUCAUCAUUAUUGCUAAGCAGAGCGAAAUGACAACAGCAGCAUAACUACUCUCUAGUAAACAAUGGCUAGUUUUGCUUUCCAUUAUGUCGACAAUCCACUGUGAACUCCAAAGGGUUCCAUUGUAUUUUGACGUGGUACGGAGCUGGGCCGUGCUAAGUAUGCAGGGAAAAGCACUUGUUUUAUUUGAAUGUUAACUUCUUUAGGAUGGACAGGGUCGCGUACAGUUUUAGACCGUUUUCAGGUUUACCUUCAGGGCGUCGGCAGCAAGGGUUGAAGAGUGGCAGCUGCUUGGUCAGAAACAUCUGCUUGCUGUUGAUUGUUUUAAUAAUAAACCCCAAACGCACAAGUUCAAAGGAUCUGGAGGACAGAUUCGACUUUUCUGCCACUUUAUGUGCUUCAUUAUUUAUUUAUUGAGUUUUCUCUGUUCAGCAGCUUUAUUGUGGUCUAGUGAUAAUUUGUUAAAUUGAAAAUGUACUUGAUUCUAUUGUGGAGCUUAAGUACAGUCGUCUUUUUUUCUCUGGAAGCCUUGAGCAAAUCGGAGAAAUACGAUUUUAGUAUUUCUGGUCGAUAUAGUUUGAUUGCUUGAUCUGCAGAGUUUUGCCCCCAUAUUUUAGUGCACAUUUUAGAGACGGUAUAUGGCUUUAUUUGUUGGUAAACUACUGAGAUUUCUUUGGUUUAAAGUACCAGCAAGCAGAUCGGCAGCAGUGUUGUUAAUAUUGAAGACAUGUUUUACCUGUUGUUGUAAGGAAAGCAAAGAGAAAACAAAGUUUGAUUUGACAUUAGGUUGGCAUGUUAGGGGUGAGCAAUACGACAUGAGUACGGGGCCACACUACACAGGAUACCGAUACUUUUUACUCGAAAAAUUUAAAGAUCAUUGAUUUUAUUUUCCCUUUAAUUUCUUCAACAUAAUUAUGCACUACAUUUACACACAUUCAUGAUUCAGCAUUCACUCCCCCGCAAAUAGACGCAUUUUUGGUCAAAGAAUUAUAAUUUUUCUUCAAGUAGGCCAAUUUUGGAGCAGGCCAUGUGUCAAAAAUAGACAUUUCUAGGGGUGUAUCAAUUACUUUACAUUUUUUGCCAUUUGCUGAUGGUACCAGAUGUAACCCCUGCAAAAAGAAGGAAUCUAUUUUAAUCUGUAAAAGAUUUUAGGCAAACAAAAAGAAGAGAACUGAAGGAGUAGUAGCUAGUACCUGUUUCGCUUCUGUCCGAUACGGAUACUACCCUUGGUUUCGAUGCCUCAGUUGUUUUGGAUUGAGCCGCCCACCCCUACUAGAAACACCUGGUGAUGAAAAAAACAACAAAAAAUUGAUUAUUGAAUAGGUAGAUGUGUGAUUUUGAUACCAGCAGACUCUCCAAUGUUUAUAUGAUGUUUGUCAUGUUGUCUUUUAAGUCUCAUUAGAUAUGGCAUUAUGUGCUUUCAUUUCCUCACGAAACAGUAUGGAUGCUGGUGCUCAGACAGUCGCUGAGGUGGGGGAGAAAUUAUGUGUUUGUUGCAGCUUCACAGACGACUGUCUAGUUUUAAUCAGUCGAUGUUCUGUUAUCAAAAAUAGCCUUUAUUUACUAAGUGUGUGUCUGUUUGCCGUCAAUCAAGGCUCUGUUCUCUUUACAAAAGAUGAUUGUAACUUAUUUUGUUGUUGCUCAUGCAAAGCCUGUGGAGAUUAAAGAAUGUUCGUUACAAAUGUAUUAUGGAGUAAAUGGUUGAUAUUUCUUUGUAUAUGUUUCUUUGUAUAUGUUAUCAGUUAUAAAUAAAUGCAAUG